Molecule: messenger RNA, 1569 nt
Organism: Pyricularia grisea
Lineage: Eukaryota; Fungi; Ascomycota; Sordariomycetes; Magnaporthales; Pyriculariaceae
Exons: 4
Coding region: 49-1317 (422 amino acids)
Biological process (GO): DNA damage response
Molecular function (GO): single-stranded DNA binding
Source: RefSeq, a predicted model, not a curated record
CCAAUUACAAAAGUUCAACUAGACUACUCAUCCUCAAAAUCUGAUCACAUGUGUGGGAGAUAUGCACUAGCUCUGCGGCCAGACCAGAUCCGGCAGAGGCUUCGUGCCAACAACAUGCCGGUCUGGGAAGACCCAGAGGAUAAUAUCUACGAGAUUGGCGAUGGUGCUGGCGGUGAAAAUAACAACGACGAGUCCGCGCCCGCACCCACAUCACCACCCAGCCAAGGCCAACCCCGGCAGUCGUACAACUUUGCGCCGGGCUACUAUGGUGUCGUUUACAGGGCUGAUACUCCAGAUUGGGGCGCGGGUCCGAGGAAAGGUGACGACGAUGACAAGGACGGUAGCGACGAGGAGCAAUCAGCAUCGACUGAUGAACCUCAUUACAAGCUCCAGGCCAUGAAGUGGGGCCUGAUUCCUUUUUGGACUAAACGCAACCCAGACUACUCUUCCAUGAUGAAGACAAUCAACUGUCGAGAUGACUCUUUGGCGGCCAAUGGUGGGAUGUGGAACACUAUGAAAGCCCGCAAACGAUGCAUCGUCAUUGCCGAGGGCUUUUACGAAUGGCUGAAAGUUGGGCCAAAAGAACGGGUACCGUACUACAUCAAGCGAAAGGAUGGAGGCUUGUUACUUUUGGCCGGCCUAUGGGACUGCGUCAAAUAUGAGAACGAUGACCGAAAACACUACACAUAUACAAUCAUCACAACAGACUCAAAUCAGUCACUCAAGUUCCUGCACGACAGGAUGCCCGUGAUCUUGGAACCCGCAUCUGCGGAGCUCACCACCUGGUUGAACCCAAAGAGGCAUGAGUGGAAUAAGGAGCUGCAGUCUAUCCUGAAACCCUGGGAUGGCGAGCUAGAGAUAUAUGCUGUCAGCAAAGAUGUCAACAAGGUCGGAAACAACUCAUCAUCCUUCAUUGUGCCAGUGGCGAGCAAGGAAAACAAAAACAAUAUUGCCAACUUCUUCGCCAAUGCUUCUGGCGCAAAGAAGGAUGCUACCAAGGGUGCAGCCGAUGCAAAGGCAGAGAACAAAUCCACAACAACAAAUUCAAAUGAGCAGGAAAGUAAGCAAGGUUUAUCGGUCAAGAACUCCAAGACACCAGUCAAGCGACAAGCUGAUGUUGGUCCUCUGAAUCCGGACGAGGAACCACCGCCGAAAAAGCAAGCCAAGAUACAAUCAUUGUCGCCAACCAAAAAGUCAACGGCGCUGGAGGCUCGGAAGACUAUUAGCGCGACCAGUAACAGUAGCAAGAGGAGUCCUACUAAGGGAAAAGUGGAUUCUGCAGGAACGCAGAAGAUUACCAAGUUUUUCUCGAAGUGAAUCUAUUGGGCUAAAGUUGUAUGAUGGAAAGGUUGAUCUCCCUUUUUUCGAUCCAGGUUGACAUUUUGUCAUGCAUGCUUCACCUGAUAGCCAUUGACUUUUCUUUUACAUGGCCACUACGUACCAGUUGUGGACGUGUGGUUAGACCUGCCUAAUAUUUGCAUAGGCACCUGUGCCAUGGAGAGGUGUCACCCGCUCUUCCCAUUAAUACCAUCGACUAGUUAGGUAGGUACCUUAGGUACCUAAGGUACC